AUGGCUCGAGAAGAAUGGACAAGUCAAUACUUGAUUAGUUUGCAAGCACCGACUAUUACAAUUGAUCGUUACAUAGAAUAUCUGGAAGGAAAAAUCACUGAGAUGGAAGCAGAAAGAUUGUUCUUUUGUCAAUGUGAUGAACAGGAACAAUGGUCAGGAGCAAAUUGUGAAUAUAAAUGGGCAUCAGACUAUGAAUACCAGAUAUUUUACCGUAAAAAGAAGGACACAGUGGAAUCGCGUAUAGAUAUUACUUCUGGUUCUUGCUACCUCGGCAUUUUGAAUUGUUCCGCAACAUGUCUAGAUUGGCGCGAAGUUUGUGAUGGUAAAUGGGAUUGUGACAAUGGGCUUGAUGAGGCUGGAUGUGGACAAUUCGAACUUUUAGAUGAAUGUCAAUAUCCUGCUGAAUACCGUUGUACUAAUGGUCAUGGUUGCAUUCCAACUGAUUUUGCCUUUGAUUUCGACUAUGAUUGUGCUGAUGGAAGUGACGAGCAAGGUGAUGUGAGCGAUUGCUUCCAAUUGAUCUCAAUGAUUCAAUGCCUCGAACAUCAAUGUGGAUGGGAUUCAUUCUCUUGCGGUGAUGGUCAUUGUGUAGAAAGACUGUUCCAUGCGCAUGAAGAUCGUGACGAAUAUGAUUUGUGCAUGAAUCAUCGUGAUUGGCAUUAUGAUAAAGAAUUAAUUUUCAAAUUAGAUAAUAUGAAUACAAGCUGUUGGUUCGCAAUACUCUGCCGUCUGGGUCUGAAUGAAUACUAUGAAGACGCAGAUUGCAGUGUUCAUCUAAUAAGUCUAUGUUAUGAUGAAUAUGCUGUCUUUCCAUUUCGCCGUGCAUUAUUGUUAGAGUAUGACAUUCGCUUUAUUUAUACACGGGAUUCUCUUCGCUCAAAAUCGAAACGCAAUCUUAUCAAUCCUGAUUACGUCUGUUUUAAUGUGAGUAAAUGUCAAAGUCGCUCAACUUUAUUUACAUUCGGUCAAUAUAUAUGCGAAGCUGCCAAUCAAUUUUUCCGACAAUCAUUUGUAAAGAAUGAAUGGGCGUUGCUCUUCUCAGAUCUCAAAGAUAUCUUAAACAUUCGAUGUUCUUCGAUUUAUCCUCAAUUAGAUAUGCUGGAAAGUGUCGAUUCAUGCGCUAAUCUUUUUCAAUGUGGUCAAAAUUCAACUCGUUGUAUAUCACGUCAUCGUGUUUUCGAUGGUAUAAUCGACUGCGGCGAUGCAUUUGAUGAAGACUACGAAUACACUUGCCAAUUAAAUAUAACCAGUCGAUUUCAAUGUGGUAGUUCGAUGCCAAAACGCUGUAUUCCACGUAAAAUGCUGAUUAAUGGGGAAAUCGACUGUCCAGAUGGAUCUGAUGAAAUUUUUCCAGGCGAAUAUGCGUUCUUUGUUGCACGUGAUACAAUCGAUUUUCGUGGUGCCUGGCUUUUUAGGAUCACGCCGACAAUGCGUCUGUUACCAUCACAGCGUAUCGCUGCUCAACUAUGGUUAGAUGUUUUUAAACAUAUGUCAACUUGUUCUUUCAAUUGUGGUCGCCACGGAAUAUGCCGAAAAUAUCUAAAUGAUAUUGCUCAUCCAUACUAUUGUCAAUGUGACCCGGGCUGGAUAGGCGAACAAUGCGAAUAUUUUCGACAAUAUCGAUGUGCAAUUGAAUCUUUCAGUAUUCGUUCGACAAUUUGUGUUUGCCCUUUAACACGAUUUGGACCUACAUGUCGUGUUCCACAUGAUCCUUGCGAAACAAAGACAAAUACUAAAUUUAUCUGUGCUAAUAAUGGUACAUGUCUACCAGACGAUCCCCGAGUCCAUGGUCAAUAUAUUUGCAUAUGUCCACUUGGUUUUCAAUCAACACGAUGUGACAAACCAGCAUUGGGGACUCGUAUUACAAUCAAUGAAUCAAUGUCAUUUGCCGCUAUUCUUGUCUACUUUGUUCGUUUUUAUAAACGAUUGGAUGUUCCAUUAGUAAACCACAUAAAUCAGCUGAAGGAUUGGAUAUUGAACAUUCAAAGUACAUAUUUGAUGACGGAACCUAUUACGACAAUUUAUCAGCGCUCAGGAUGGGUCGAAACUUCAGCUGACUACUUAAACUAUCUUGUUUUCGCUCAUGUAUUCACAAAACAAUAUGAAAACGCACGACCAAGAUUAUAUUUAAUAGGAAAAGUUGUACUAUCUAGCAGUCCAUUUGAAGCAUUUAUUAAAAACGGAACAAAAUUGUUCGAUUUCAGUCUUGAUACAUCUGUCACUCAGCAACACUGUCCUCAUAUUGACGAGAUCUUCAAUGAAACAAUUAUUAACUCAAAUCCCUUAAAACGCUUCAAAGUAUACAAUCGACCAUGUCAACCACCGUCAGCAGUAAGUUGUUUCUACGAUCAAACUUAUACAUGUCUUUGUAAUCGAGAAUAUGGUUUUGCCGAUUGUUUUAUACUCCAUUUUUCACGUGAUAAAUGUCUUGAAAAUAAUUUUUGUAUGAAUUCAGCACGUUGUGUACAAGAUGACCCGGAACAAAGUCCAUUGAAAUAUAUUUGUAUUUGCCCAUACUGUUUUCAUGGUACACUUUGCCAAUACUCAAGUACUAUCUAUUCUAUUUCACUAGAUGCAUUAUUUCAAUCGACAUUAAAACGGCAUGUAGGAAUUUUUCAACAAUCACCAAUAAUUAUAUUCUACUUUAUUUUUGCCUGUAUAUUAGUAUUUAUUGGAUUGAUUAGUAAUAUUCUUACAUUUAUGACAUUUUGCCAAAACAAAACACGUAAAACAGGCGCAGGAAUUUACAUUCUAAAUUUGUCUAUACUCAAUCAACUUAGUUUAUCGAUUUUUCUUAUUCGAUUUCUAUAUUUAUUUAUUCAUACGAUUCAGUUACCUUUGUGCAUCACACUUGAAUAUUUUAUCAAAGUGUUCCCAGGUACAUGCGACUAUUUGAAUGCUCUAGUUACCAUGGAACGAGCCUAUGCUGUUUAUAGUGGAUGUUCAUUUGACAAGAAGCGAAGUCGUCGUGUAGCCAUGUAUCUAAUUCCUCUUGUCGUUCUCAUACAAUUAAUUAGCUAUUUAUAUGAACCUAUGAGUCGUAUUCUCGUAGAAUCUCCAUCCGAUAGGACACUCAAAUGGUGUGUCGUUUCGUUCAUAUCAAGACCUUGGCUUCGAAUCUACAAUUUGAUUGUGAACAUGAUCCAUCUAUUUUUACCAUUUCUUCUCAAUAUUUUUGGAGCUGUAUUCAUUCUUUUUGAAGCGUCACGCCUUCGUGCUCGAGUACGCCAUCAAUAUAUAAUCACAAUUUUGACAGAACAAUUUCGAGAGCAUAAACAUAUACUGAUUAGUCCUAUUGUGUCUAUUGUGAUGUCCUCACCACGACUUAUAUUUGUCUUAACUAUUACUUGCCUCGAACCGAAUUCUUCUACUAAGGAUGCUCUUUUUAUCGGUUAUUUGUUAUCAUUUGGACCUCAAAUAUGUACUUAUUUAACAUUCGUUUUCGUCUCGUCCUUUUAUCAGAAAGAGCUGAGAAAAUUCUUACAGAAUAUAAUCAGUCGAUUAUCAGCUAUUCACUAAAUAGGUAACUUCUCGUAUUACACGAUGGACAAAUUGUAUUACAAACGCUAAAACGAACUCGACAGACUUUGUAUUGAUUCUAAAUGCAAACAUUUGAACAUUUAUAUGAGUUUAAAGUAUAAAUCUCGACCUGUUCGAGAAAAAGUAGAGAAAAAUAAAUUUAUUCUUAAGAAAAAGACCAGUGCUAUAUUUGAUAAAUAUAGAUUGAUUUUUGCUAAAAAUAGUAUCGCUAUGAUCGUCGAUAUGAAGCGUGAAGUGGAGGGGUCCACGAGAAUUUAAAGUUAUCCUGUUUUACUUUUCUAUACAUUAUUUACUCCCUUUAGUGCUUUUAGUCCCUUUAGUUCCUCUAAUGCCUUUAGUCCCUUUAGUUCCUUUACUCCCUUUAGUUCCUUUAAUGCCUUUAGUCUUUUAGCGCCUUUAGUGCCUUUAGUCCCUUUAGUCCUUUUAGUCCCUUUAG
Molecule: messenger RNA, 3976 nt
Organism: Rotaria sp. Silwood1
Lineage: Eukaryota; Metazoa; Rotifera; Eurotatoria; Philodinida; Philodinidae
Source: the annotation of a GenBank genome assembly